Haemonchus placei is the source of this 612-nucleotide messenger RNA. The record is from the annotation of a GenBank genome assembly. NCBI's taxonomy places the organism in Eukaryota, Metazoa, Nematoda, Chromadorea, Rhabditida, Trichostrongylidae.
CUCUUAGUAUUACAGAAAAACACAACAUUAUUGGAUCCUCAAUGUGAAAGGCAGGCUGAUGACGGCCAUCCGAUCGUUGUCGACUACGGCGGCACACUGUUGUGGUCGCAUCGAACACAGAACAUCAUCUUUUCCGGCACCUUCUGGGGUGCCCUACUAGUCAUUGGCCCGUCAAUGCUCAUCUGGCAUCGCUGCUCACCUCGCCUCAUACUCUUGGUUGCAAUGAUCUCAUACGUCGUGGUUACUUUCGCCACACCGUUUUUAGCCCUCCACUUUGGUCCCAUAGCAGUGUUUUCUGCACGGGUCAUCAUGGGAUUUGGAGAGGGAUUUGUGGUACCGUCUUUCAAUGCUUUAAUUUCAAAUUGGUUCCCGGUUGAGGAGAGGAGUACCGCUCUCGCAGUGUAUACGACCGGCAAUCAACUAGCAGGAGCUAUCGGCAAUCCCCUUGCAGCUGCUCUAUGUGCUUCGCCAUUCGGGUGGCCAGGUGUCUUCUACUCCAUUGGUCAGUUUCAACAAUUCAUUAUUAUUAUUUAUUAUUUUAUUACUGCUUUCACUAUUAUUAUUAUUUAUCACUACUUCUUAUUAUUACUUUUGAAACUUCAGGGUGUUUAG